Molecule: messenger RNA, 843 nt
Organism: Chaetura pelagica (chimney swift)
Lineage: Eukaryota; Metazoa; Chordata; Aves; Apodiformes; Apodidae
Gene: KRT222
Product: keratin 222
Exons: 6
Coding region: 1-843 (280 amino acids)
Source: RefSeq, a predicted model, not a curated record
AUGGAACUGUCCCAGCUCCUCCGUGAGAUCAGGGCAAAGUAUGAAACGCUCAUCUCCAGAAAUCAGAUAAAGACCCUCAUCUCAGCAAGGACCCAGCUAGAAGAAGCCACCAUUAAAAGAAUGGACAAAGAUGCAGAAGCAUUAAAGGCAGCCAGAGCAGAACUCUCUGAAGCCAGACGGCAGUGGCACCAUAUGCAGAUCGAAAUUGAAUCUCUCCACGCUGUGGAAAAGGGUUUGGAGCGUUCACUGCGUGCCACAGAGCAGCAGUACCACAUGCAGCUACAACAUUUAGAGGCUGAGAUUGAAUGCUUAGAGAAGGAGCUACUGGAUGUGAGAAGAGGUAUUGAGAAGCAGCUUCAAGAGCAUGAAAUUCUCCUGAACACCAGGAUGAAACUGGAGGAGGAGAUAGCAACGUAUCGCAGCCUGCUUGAGCAAGAAGAGAACAGGUUUCGUUGCCCUGCACCUGACCAGCCAGAUGACAAAAAGCCUACCACGAGCAAGAUUGCCUUUACACUGCCUUCAAAUAGUGUAAAGAAGCAUGCAAGUGAGAAGAUGGAACUGUUGACAAAACAAGCAAUCCUAGAUGGAAAUAUUAUGAAGGAAAGCACUGAAGCUCACGGCACUGUACAGACAGAAAAAGUAGAUGAAGUUAUCAAAGAAUGGGAAGGUUCUUUCUUUAAGGACAACCCUCGCUUAAGGAAAAAAUCUGUUUCGUUGCGCUUUGAUCUCCACCUGGCAGCCACUGAGGAGGGAUGUUUACACACUAAAAAGAAAACUCUUCCUGACAUUGAAGUCAGGCUGGUAAUGAGGAGAUCCUGCAGUAUUCCUUCUAUCAAACCUUAA